This is a messenger RNA of Harpia harpyja (harpy eagle), 3678 nucleotides long. It is a transcript of the gene ZCCHC8, whose product is annotated as zinc finger CCHC-type containing 8. Bases 1548 to 2975 code for a protein of 475 amino acids. Gene Ontology annotation, molecular function: RNA binding; zinc ion binding. The record is from RefSeq and is a predicted model, not a curated record. Lineage: Eukaryota; Metazoa; Chordata; Aves; Accipitriformes; Accipitridae. The transcript is spliced from 8 exons. Gene Ontology annotation, cellular component: catalytic step 2 spliceosome.
AUUAUUCUUAAAUAUAAAGUUUUGAGCUGAAAAGUUCAGAUGUACACUGUGAUUAUUCCCUAGCAUACUAAACCCUUGAACAUACUUGAGCAAUGAGUUUAAAUUAAGUAAACCAGUGCUGAGCUUUGCAGUCAAUGGGUCUCCCUUGUUUAUUGACUUUCUUUAGGAAGGGCCUAAAAUCAAUGUGUAAAAACUUUCUGAAGUUUAUGUUCAGUUCUUCUGUUGCUUGCCUUUUUAGUGAUUGCUUUGUCAUCCUUGCACUGGUGUACUACCAUCAUUCUUACUGUUUUGUAGAACAACUCCUGUCUGACUUAUUUUAUAAACUUUUAAGACAGACUGAUCUUAGAGUUGAUUGUAUAGCUUUUAUGGGAGGUAAGAAGUAAAGCAAAUCAAGUAUCCAACUGACAGCUUGUGUGGUCUUCGUAGCAUCUAAAGUCGCUGAUUUCAGAUGCAGUGAAGACUAGGCAAGCUUUUAGCAGGAAUUUCAAAGAUAAACGGGCAUGCUGAGUUAAACUCUGGUUUGAUUAGAAAUACUACCAUCUGAAUGGAAAGCAGAUUGAAGGGUUGUGCUCGUGAAAAGGGAUGGUGAUAAAACUUGGAUCACCACAGGUUUCUGUUUGAAUACUAUGUAAAGAUGAAGCAGAAGACGUGCUUCACUUUAGCUUACUAGAGGCUUCAAGUGGUUGGAGUGUGUGCGUGUAGGGGGGGUUACCCUGGACACUCAUUCUUGUGUCAUCCUUUUGCCUCCACUUCUGGUUCCCAUCCUAAUUCGGUAAAAAACCAAUGCUCAGAAAAGAAAUCUUUCUCCAAAAUCUGGUAAGAGAUUGGGAUUUUCCCUCCCUAUAAUGUUGAAAAUGUUUGUUGCCAUAGUAUGAAUUUACAAGGAAAAAUAAGCUUGAAGCCAGCUGCAGUUCCAUUCCAGGUUUUCAGUGCACAAUUUCACAAUAUGCAUAACUUGUUCAAACUGUGGACCAGGACUUUCCAAAGAAGUAGCCAUGCUCUCCUACUUGUUUCUACUGGUAACUGAUUCUUAGUAUUGUAAAAGGGAUCAGACCUCUGACGAUACAAGCAUAAACAGAGAAAUAGAGGUAUUAAUGUACUACAGGCAUAUUAAAUUGAGGGGUUCCUUAUCUGUACUCUAGAGUUAAAGGUAUUGUUUUAACAUCUUCACUUUCCUUCCUCUGGACAUAGCAUAAGCUUUAGUAUGUAGGGUUUGUUUUCAUUUAUUGACACUAUCUAUGCAAAUAUUUACAUAUUUAAUCAGAAGCAGAAAUCCUUCAGUGAAUACUCAUCUAUCUGCAGCAUGAUAUAAGGAAAAGCUUUUCCACCUUUAGGACAGUAAACUAUUGGAUCAGGUUGCCCAGAGAGGUUAUGCAGUCUCCAUCCUGAGAUGUUCAAGACCCAACUGGAUAAAGCCCUGAGCAACCUGGUCUGAUCUCAUAGCUGACCUGGCUUUGAUUAAGGGACUGGAUUAGAGAUCUCCUGAGAUCCAGCCUGAAUUAUUGCCAAAACCGCAUUGUUUCAAUUGUGGUUCUGAAGACCAUCAAAUGAAAGAUUGCCCAAAGCCACGAAAUGCAGCUCGUAUAAAUGAGAAGAGAAAGGAGUUUAUGGAAGCUUGUGGUGAAGCGAGCAAUCAGAAUUUUCAGCAGCGUUAUCAUGCAGAAGAAGUAGAAGAGAGGUUUGGAAAAUUUAAACCAGGAGUAAUUAGUGGGGAACUUCAAGAUGCACUUGGUGUCACAGAUAAAAGUCUUCCUCCAUUUAUAUAUCGCAUGCGUCAGCUGGGUUAUCCUCCAGGCUGGCUCAGGGAGGCUGAAAUGGAGUACUCGGGACUUGCGCUUUACGAUGGAAAAGGUGAUGGUGGAACGGAAGAUGAAGGGUCUCACCAAACAAAACGCACCACUUACGAUGUCUCUAAGUUGAUAAACUAUCCGGGCUUUAAUAUAUCCACUCCAAGUGGGAUCCCAGAUGAAUGGCAGAUAUUUGGUUCCAUCCCCAUGCAGCCAUCUCAACAGAAGGAUGUUUUUGCUAACUACCUUUCAAAUUUUCAUGCGCCAACUCCAAAAUCUAGCAAUAAAAGGGCUGCAUCUCAGUCAAGGUCUCAUCAUUCUAAACGACCAAAAGAUGACAAUCUGGAGGUACCAGCAGCUGACAUGGACCUAGAUUCUGACCUGGAAGUGUCACAAAGAUCUCAAACUCACAACAGUUUUCAGUUCCAACCUCCGCUGCCACCUGGACAUCCAUCGCUGUCAACUCCUCCUCCUUUACCACGAGGAACACCUCCACUAAAUCUUACACCACCUCAACCUUCAACACCCACGCGCCCUCCUCUUCCUAGGACUACUCCACCAUUGAAUCCUUCCAGUGAUAUUCCUCAGCCAAAAAUAGUGGACUCGAUAAUGGAUGAGGAUACUCUGACCUUGGAAGAGCUAGAGGAACAGCAGCGAUUAAUCUGGGCAGCAUUAGAGCAGGCAGAAAGCACAAACAGUGACUCUGAGAUUCCUGUUGAUACACCUUUAACUGGAAAUUCUGUUACAUCAUCACCAUCUAGGAAUGAAGUAGAUCUUGUUGCAGAAGUAAGAUCAUCUGAUAAGGUGAUUACAGUGGAAACUAGGUUUUCCAACAUCAGUGAACAGAUAACAGAAAAUGAACGUUCUAUAACUAGUCCUAAUCCAGGAGACAGUUUACUUAAUUUCAAGGAAAAUCCUGAUAAUACAGAUUCUGAAGGCUUGCUGGAUAACACCAUGACUGCUCCCAACCCUGAGGUUAAUGAUGGAGAAAAUACAGGCAGUAAUAAAGUGGUAACAAGCACUGAAUCAUCUGCAAAAAACUCCAGUCUUGUUCCUGAUAUGAGCAAGUUUGCUGCAGGCAUAACACCAUUUGAAUUUGAAAAUAUGGCAGAAUCAACAGGUGUUUAUCUACGAAUAAGAAGCGUGUUAAAAAAUUCCCCAAGAAACCAGCAAAAGAAAAAGACUUAGUCUUAACUAGUCUUCCUUUGUUUCUUAUGUCCAAAUCCCUGUUUCCUUCUCUUUCCUCCUCCAAUUUUACAAACUCAGAUAACCUUCUUUAUCCUUUUGUGGGAAGGAGAAAAUCUUGACAAAUAACAGCUCUGCCCUGUUUUUCUUUGGAACUGAAGUCAGUGCAGGGCUUCCAUAUUGACCAGGACCACCAAUGCAGCCAGAAAAUACAGAACUUUCCCAGAUUGCAUCCUUCCACUGAGGAAUAAUAGGACUGUUGAUUUGUUAAGAGCAAUUUACUUGCCAAUACAUGAAACAAUAAAAAGAGGAGUUUGUGUUUUGCUGUUCAUUACUUUGGCUAAGAUUUAUAUUGUCCUUGAGUUUCAGGUGGAUUGGUGAUUUUUUUAAUAUCUGUCCUUUGUACAGUAAUCUAUACUUUAUACAUUUUGCUAAUUAUCCUGUAGAUAAGUUUAAUAUAUUCAGAAUGUUUUUAAAAAGGUCUAACAUAAAGAUUUCCCACAUCAUCAAAAUCCUGACAAUUGGAUGAAAAUAAUCAGGGAUUACCAGCAUUAUCUUCACCAUUUCAAAUAUUUUUAUAAAUUAUUUAUGUGGGUCAGUUUUAAUUACCACUGUAUCUUUUGUAACAUCAUCCUUCAUGUAAACUUGCUGUACAUACAUGUUCAUUGUUGUGUACAGAUGUUUAAUAAAUGAGCUUUUAUAUAAA